CGUAAACUUGACUGUCUUUAUUUUGCUAAAGUCUUUUGAACGUAAAAACCUAAAGUAAUGUGUUUAUAAGUACAUAAAAAUAUAACAUAAAUACGCUUUUUUAAAACCAAAAAUGACAAAGUUUAUGGAAUGGCUGACAGUUGCGAUUGCAAUGUUUGUUGCAUGGAUAUCUUUACUUUUAAACAGAUCGAACUUUUCUCCCAAGGUCGAAUGGUAUAUUAAUUACUUCCCAAUAAUCUUCAUAUUUUUGUUUGGUCUCUAUGCAUUUACAGUUGUUACGUACCGAGUGUUAACGUUUAAUAAUUGCGAAGAAGCUGCUAUUGAACUUCAAAACGAAAUUAAAGAAGCCAGAGCUGACUUAGAGUCCAAAGGCAUUAUUUUUCCAAAGAGUGGGGAAAAACUUGUUGAGAUUUAAGAUACUUUAG
This is a messenger RNA of Copidosoma floridanum, 425 nucleotides long. RefSeq names its product Dolichyl-phosphate mannosyltransferase subunit 3 (gene Dpm3). NCBI's taxonomy places the organism in Eukaryota, Metazoa, Arthropoda, Insecta, Hymenoptera, Encyrtidae. Gene Ontology annotation, biological process: GPI anchor biosynthetic process. The record is from RefSeq and is a predicted model, not a curated record. Gene Ontology annotation, cellular component: dolichol-phosphate-mannose synthase complex; endoplasmic reticulum membrane.